CAGAGCCGACCACCACGACACCAGAGCCGACCACGUAUCGCCCGUCCUUAGCUGAAUCUCUAAGCCAGCUUCCGCUGCAGUUUACUGUCAAUGUGGACUCACACAGUGCCCCUUCAUGCCUCGAAGGGGAUUACUUCCCCGUGUACGUGGCACCAACUCCGAGAAACGGAGUGAAUCUUCCUGCGUUCGUCAACCAAACCCUGGAAAUCAAAGUCAAAGCCAAAGCAGUAUACACCACGAUAAGACGCCUGAUUAUCACUGGACCAGCGGGCAUUUCAAAGCGGCAAAUCUCUUCAGAAGAAUACGUCAUAGAGUGGAAUCCAACUGAAAACCAACUGAAUGAUCAUUUUGCUAUUUGCUUUCUUUUUGAAGCAACGGACAGGUUUGGCCAAGUCUAUCAGUCCGAGCUACGCUGUGUGAUUGCUGACGUUGGACAUCACGAGACCAUGGUGACAUGCAAUCAGACAACAAUAACGGUGGAAGUGGAGAAGACGUAUCUCAUCAGACGCAACGAGAACAACUUGCAUCUGAGAGACGUCAGCAAUCCUUCCUGCAACCUGACGAGAUCCUCCAACAGCACCCACCUGGUGGCUGUCAUGUUGCUGAACACCUGUGGAACCAUCAUAGAGGAUGAUGGCGAAAACAUCAUCUUCAGGAACGAGAUCACGUCCGCUGACCCAAAUGAAAUAAUCUCCAGGGAUCACGAUGUUGAAAUCACCUUUUCCUGCACAUAUCCGAAACAAAACAACCUGACUCUUGGGUUCAGGCACAAGAACCCGUACGCCUUCACAGAGAGGGGCUUCGGCGCUUUCAGCUUUGAGUUUGAAUUCUUCGAGAGUCAGUUGUUCAGGACAAAAGUGGACGCCAGCACUUACCCCGUGGAGGUGAACCUCAAACAGAUGAUGUUCAUGCAGAUCGAGGCGACCAGCUCCAUCCCCAACACCGAGCUGUUUGUGGAGUCCUGCAGGGCGACUCCGUACGACAACCCAAACUCUCGCAUCAGCUACACCAUCAUCGAACACGGGUGUGCGACAGACAGCACGGUGCAGAUCUACCCCAGCCCCAAAUCCCAGUUCAGAUUUGGAAUGGAGGCUUUUGAGUUCAUCGGCGCUCAUGAUGAGGUGUACAUCACUUGUUCGGUCAUCCUCUGUCAGACUGGUAUUCCCAACACCAGGUGCUCGAAGGGAUGUAUCAGAUCCAAUUCGGGACAGAAUCGCGUGAAAAGGGAAGCUGCAUCUGAGACAUCCAGUCACUCUAUUUCCCAGGGACCUUUGCACCUGGUCAAAACCUCCGACAGCCAAGCUCCUGGCCUGAGCAUGAGUCUGGGGAUGAACAUCGUCUUCAUUGUCAGCAGCCUCCUGGUAUGUGGAGUGGCCAUCUACCUGUCAAGGAGGUCCAAAGCUAAAUACCAACUCCUGCCAACUUCUGAGGAAAACUGA
This is a messenger RNA of Plectropomus leopardus (leopard coralgrouper), 1439 nucleotides long. RefSeq lists its product as uncharacterized. The record is from RefSeq and is a predicted model, not a curated record. NCBI's taxonomy places the organism in Eukaryota, Metazoa, Chordata, Actinopteri, Perciformes, Serranidae.